This is a messenger RNA of Lactuca virosa, 1107 nucleotides long. Lineage: Eukaryota; Viridiplantae; Streptophyta; Magnoliopsida; Asterales; Asteraceae. The record is from the annotation of a GenBank genome assembly.
CCUUUGUUGCGGGAAAGAAAAGGACCCAGAAAUCAGAAUAGAAGGAUAGAGUAAUAUGAAAGCAGACGAAAAGAGACAACAAACCAAACCUCAUCCACCGUGGAGACUCAGUCGACCCUACAAUCACCAAAUCCUAACCGUCCAAUUUCCACACCAUUGAUCCUAUCGGCACCAUUAAAAUAAACCUCUGCGUUAAGCGACAACUACACUAUUUACAAGAACAACAACAAACAAUAUAUCAGAAGAAAACGAAGCGAAUCUCUCUCUUUCUAUCCUUCCUUCAAGUUUUAUCUCUUUGUAUCGUAUUCUGUGAUUUCAGUUUUUUGAAGUUAUAAACAACAAGAAGAUUGGUGAAGUUGAUUGAUUGCUGAGUUUGUAAACAGCGGAGAAAUGGAAGAAGGUAAGAAGGAGGUGCAGAGUAUUCUCGUUAAUGGCUUCUCUCCGGUGACUUCUACGCCUGUUUUCUGGAAAUCUCGCAAGAGAGCAGCUAGUAUGAAGAAUUUGUACAAGGACAAUAUUAAAGACUCAACUGAAGAUAAAGAUAAAACAAACGAGAACAAUAACGAUAAUAAUAACAAUAACAAUAACGAUGAUUCCACUGAUGAGAAAAUGGAGGAAACAAGUAUACUUUCAGAGAAACGUAAGGCUCUCUUUGAACCUCUUGAACCAAUAAUGGAUUUGAAUGGCAGAAGACCUUCAGCUGAAUCUUUACUUCCCCCACCCGACUUUGACUCUGCCAGUUACCCUCGCGGAUGGCUCAUUGGGAAGAAACGAAAGCUUGUAAACGUUGACGUUGUUGAAAGCAUGCGCAGGAUUGCCGUACAAGAAAUGAACAGAAAGGAUAGAGAGAUUGAUGGGCUAAACGAGCAGUUAGAAGAGGAUUCGCGUGUGCUUGAACAUCUUCAGUUGCAGUUGCUAGAUGAACGAAGCAAGCGUAGUGAUGUUGAGAGACAAAAUGCAAUGUUGCAGAAUCAGGUUGAUAUGCUUAUGAAUAUGCUUCAAGAACAUGAGAACUUGGAAGAUGAUGAAAUCCCACAAGAUCCUUAGUUUAGUUUACUUUUCUUUUUUUGUUAUGAUGAUAUUAUUUCAUUUGGCAUUGUUUGUGAG